AUGGGCGUACGAUUUGCCGUCGCAAAUAACAGACACGGCUCAAAUUUGGCGAGAACACCGUCAAGCACGGCGCUUCUUAUAUCGAUCUUCAUUAACAAAGCUCAAUACUACAUCGCCGAAAGAGACCCUAUGUUUACGGUUCAGACCGCCUUCCUUCCCCUCCGCCCCUUAUUCCCUUACACGUUAUUACCUGGCGCUUUAUGGCCGUCUCGAGACGUGCCAGCUGCCAAGACGGUGGGGCACAGCUGGUCUCCUUAUCAGCGCGCAACCGUCAAAUCUUCAACCCUCGCUCGG
Molecule: messenger RNA, 294 nt
Organism: Iphiclides podalirius (scarce swallowtail)
Lineage: Eukaryota; Metazoa; Arthropoda; Insecta; Lepidoptera; Papilionidae
Source: the annotation of a GenBank genome assembly